AUGGGAAUCGGAGCACCCGCUAUAUUUCCCCAUCCGUACCUUGCUCCACUAACCACAAAAUACCUUCCUGAUAAAGGUUUGCCAAGAAGGAACCAACCAGGACGCUUAUCUACACGAGCCAGUGAAGAUCACCAAACACUUGCGAAAAAGCUCCCAUCUUCCUCACCUAUUGUUUUUCGUUCAAUUGAUUCGUCCCAAGAUAUGGGAGGCACCCCUCAAUGA
Botrytis fragariae is the source of this 222-nucleotide messenger RNA. RefSeq lists its product as uncharacterized. The transcript has 2 exons. Lineage: Eukaryota; Fungi; Ascomycota; Leotiomycetes; Helotiales; Sclerotiniaceae. Bases 1 to 222 code for a protein of 73 amino acids. The record is from RefSeq and is a predicted model, not a curated record.